Saccostrea cuccullata (small rock oyster) is the source of this 962-nucleotide messenger RNA. RefSeq names its product sodium/calcium exchanger regulatory protein 1-like. Gene Ontology annotation, cellular component: cytosol; nucleus. NCBI's taxonomy places the organism in Eukaryota, Metazoa, Mollusca, Bivalvia, Ostreida, Ostreidae. Bases 339 to 761 code for a protein of 140 amino acids. Gene Ontology annotation, biological process: fatty acid transport. The record is from RefSeq and is a predicted model, not a curated record. The transcript is spliced from 4 exons. Gene Ontology annotation, molecular function: fatty acid binding.
CACUGUGUAAGGCAGUUCAAAUAUCUGUGCAGGAGAAAAAUUAAAACAGGCUGAAAUAUUUUAACUUUGUGUGUUUGUGAUUUAAGCAUUGUUUGUUAAAUCUUAUUCAGUAGCUGAUCAGUUUUACAAAGACUAUUUGUUAAACUCAACACGUCUCCAAAUAUAUCAGCCACUUCAUUAUCAUGAUAUAAGCAUGAUCGACGAAAGAUUUCCAUGUGGAAAAGUCAGAGCUUCUGUGCUGCUUUUUUGUUCUUAAUUAAACUGUAAUUUGAUGAAAGGCAAGCCAGAGUGUGGAUUGUAUUGAUUCUAUAACUUCUGUGGCAUUUUUCUCCGACAGAAUGACAAAGGUCCUCGGCCACUGGAAACUCUUCAGCAGCGAUGACCGCUGGGACGAGUACAUGAGAACCCUGGGGAUCGGGUUUGUUUUACGUAAAGUGGGGAAUUCCAUCACGAGCUAUGAAGAGCUCAAACAAGACGGAGACACGUGGGAACUGCUUAUCACAUCCACCUUCAAAAACGCUCAUCUCAAAUUUAAACUGGGAGAGGAAUUUGACGAGACGACUCUGGAUGGCCGAAAAUGUAAGUCGUCCUUUGUAAUAGAAGGUGAUGAUCUAGUCCACUACCAGAAAGGUAUAAAGGAAGGCGAGGUAGACUCUAAAAUCGUCAGAACAAGAGUGGAUGACGAAACAAUGACGAUUACUCUUGAAGCAAUUGGCAAAGACGUGACCACUGUGCGUACUUUUAAACGCUACACGCCAUAGGACCCUGGAAUGGCCAUGUUUCUCCUAAUUUGCAUAAUAGUUCUCCUUGGGCAGUGUUUAGACAUGACGUCAUCGCAUAUUCUGGUUUUUAAGAGACACUUUUUCAUGCUCGUGGGAACAUUAUAUGCUUUGUACAUUUAAUCCUUAAAAGCAGGCUAUUAAAGUCAUGAUAGGAUUAAAAAUAAAUCGAUUUACACUUGG